AUGGGCAACCGUGUCGGAAAACUCGGCCGCUGCUUCGCCGGAGAUGUUUCGGGUAGGCACCGUGAUGUUUAUAUCCACCCUACCCAACCGCUAGAUGUGGACUUGGGCCAUUCCUUCUGUUACAUCAAACCAGGCUCAUCAAAUGUCUAUUCAGACCAAUUAUCUCUGGUGCAGUUUCAAACAAUCUCUGGCGCUUGCAUUAGCGCCAACUCAUACACACCUCUCACCACAACACUGAGUGAUCCAUUCUCAUGCACGAGCACUGCUAUUUUUGAUAAAGCCUCUUCCUUCGAAAGCUCUCGGUCAUUUGCAUCUAUUCCUCUGCAGCCUGUUUUCAAUAAUUCCAGUGCUGUUCUGGGUUCUGGGCCUAUUGAAAGAGGAUUCUUAUCUGGCUCCAUUGAGCGGAAUUUUUCAGAGAGGAACCAGGCCAGUACUGAUCACUUAACCAGGUCUAAGCCCAAGUGCAUCAUGAAGAGUUUGAAAAAAGCUAUGUCAAAAUCCAGUAUAUUGUCUGGGGGGAAAAGGGUGAUUUCCUGUUCUGGUAUUGGGAGUACCAGUAGUGAUUUUUCGGGAAAUGAAGUAACUGUGGUUGAUGAUGAGGAGGGUGCUGAUGGUUUUCAGGAUCAAAAGGUUGAAUGGGCUCAUGGGAAAGCAGGCGAAGAUCGUGUGCACGUGGUUGUAUCUGAAGAAAAUGGAUGGGUUUUUGUUGGGAUUUAUGAUGGAUUUAAUGGGCCUGAUGCUACUGAGUUUCUGCUUGGUAAUCUUUAUUCUAAUGUCUAUAAGGAGCUCAAAGGGUUAUUAUGGAAUGAGAAAUCUGAAAGUACUGCUGAAGGUGCAUGUAUCAAUUCCAAUAAAGCCUCAUCAGGUUUUGCUAAAUAUGGUUCGAAAAGUGUAAAGCACUCAGAUGUGCUAAAAGCACUUUCGCAGGCCCUGAGGAAAACAGAAGAGUCGUUUCUUGAGAUAACUGAUAUGAUGGUUAAGGAUAAUCCAGAGGUAGCUUUGAUGGGUUCUUGUGUUUUGGUGAUGCUAAUGAAAGGCGAUGAUGUUUACUUGAUGAAUGUUGGGGAUAGCAGAGCCGUUUUAGGCCAAAAGCUUCAUUUGGAACGGAUUGACGAGAAGAAAUCUACUGAUCUUGAGAUUUUCAAAUUUGAUGCAUUCAGUAGUGUUUCAAGCUUGGCUGCUUUACAGUUAACCUUUGAUCAUUGCACAUCAGUGCAAGAGGAAGUUAAGAGGAUCAAAAGAGAGCACCGGGAUGACUCUUCAGCCAUAGUCAAGAAUCGGGUGAAAGGUUCUCUCAACGUUACUCGAGCAUUUGGAGCUGGUUUUCUCAAACAGCCUAAAUGGAACAAUGCACUACUGGAAAUGUUUAGAAUCGAUUAUGUAGGGAAUUCUCCUUACCUAAGCUGCUCACCAUCGCUUCGUUACCAUAAACUUGGUCCGAAGGACAGAUUCCUGAUUUUAUCUUCAGACGGGCUUUACCAGUACUUCACGAAUGAACAAGCUGUUGCACAAGUUGAAGUGUUCAUGUCCUUGUUUCCUGAGGGAGACCCUGCACAGCAUCUGGUUGAGGAAGUACUAAUUCGAGCUGCUAAAAAAGCUGGAUUAAGGUUCAAUGAGUUGCUUAAUAUUCUACAAGAAGACAGAAGAAAGUAUCAUGAUGAUGUUUCGGUUAUUGUCAUUUCAUUUGAAGGAAGGAUUUGGCGUUCAGCAGUUUGAGAGGAGAUAUACAUCUGCCUAGCAGGAGAUACAGAAUUAGUUAAAGAGAGUCCAUAAAUAAAUGGCUACAUAGCUAGACAUUGAUUUGAACUGCAAUUGUGAAGAUAAUUACUCCAAAUAGUUUAUUUUAAUAAUGUUCAA
Daucus carota subsp. sativus is the source of this 1857-nucleotide messenger RNA. RefSeq names its product probable protein phosphatase 2C 4. Gene Ontology annotation, molecular function: protein serine/threonine phosphatase activity. The transcript is spliced from 4 exons. NCBI's taxonomy places the organism in Eukaryota, Viridiplantae, Streptophyta, Magnoliopsida, Apiales, Apiaceae. The coding region runs from base 1 to 1716 and encodes 571 amino acids. Gene Ontology annotation, biological process: protein dephosphorylation. The record is from RefSeq and is a predicted model, not a curated record.